This is a messenger RNA of Lolium perenne, 1551 nucleotides long. The record is from RefSeq and is a predicted model, not a curated record. Lineage: Eukaryota; Viridiplantae; Streptophyta; Magnoliopsida; Poales; Poaceae.
CCUACACUUCCUCCUAUAGUGACUCAUGAGCUUGAAUAUGGUGCAUACCAAACAAGCAUGGUUAUUCAUGGGAACAGUAACCGUGCAUAUAACUGCGAGCCCAUAAUUGAGUUUCCACCAAGUCCGGUGUAUGGAGGGCUUAACGAUGAACUUUCUGACAUUGAAGAUGUGGCAGAAGAAUAUUACCAAGCUAAAACAGAUAGACGUUUUGGCUUUUGGAAACCCGAAAAUGGAAAGGACAUGGUGCUAACAAAUCCGCAACAACAAACGAAUAACCUAAAAACCAUAUUCCGCCUAAGGACAGAGCAUCAUGCGUAUGCAACAAUAUAUUUCUUAUCUUUGCAAAUUUUCUUAUGCGCCCCUAAGCUUGACAUGCUUUAUAUUAUUUGCAGGUACAUGCUCCCAGCUGAACAUAAAGUCUUAGAGCAGUUUGAUAAGAAAGAUGAGGGAGAUCACGUGCCUUAUCUUCUGGUUCGUGAUCCUUCAUGCAAUGACGACGAUAACACAGUGAAAGGCACAGUUCUGAUACCCUGUCGGACAGCAAACCGCGGAAACUUCCCAUUGGAUGGUACCUACUUCCAGAACAAUGAGGUGUUCGCAGAUGACUCAACUAGCCGUUUACCGGUAACAAUUCCCAGAGAAAGUAUCUGGGGCCUCGAGAGAUGCACUGUAUAUAUGGGUUCAUCAAUACAUUGGAUCACACAAGACCUAACCUACGAAGAAAUUCAAGACUGCUUCAAGAAUGGAUAUAUUUGUGUAAGAGGAUUCGAUCGGGAAACAAGAGAACCAAGAGAACUAUGCGCGACGCUACAUGCCACCCAAGACAAAAACAAGGGAAAGAAAAGGGCAGGAGGAGAUGAAUUCGCGGUCGGCCAGUGGGUGUAUGUCUGCCUCGAUCACGAUUUUGCACCAUCCAGAAAGAAGCUCCCUCCUAGUUUCUAUGGGCCUUACCCUGUGGCUGAGAAGAAUCUCGACAGGAUGUAUAGGCUGAAGCUUCCCCAGUGUGCACUUCUUGAUAGAGAGUUCCAUGUAAGCCAGCUGAAGCCUUUCAAUGGAGAUCCGCCAACCGAGCUGCCGUUGCUGCCCCCACAAUGGGUCCUUGCGUCAAGAACUUCUCUCGGAGAAGAGCUCACAAAGUUUCAAGCCAACUAUCCUCAAUUCAAAAUCCAAGUUAAGCUACUCCGCGAUGAUGUCAUGUUUGGCCUUGUUUACCGGCGCCGCUCACUCACUCGUUUGGCCAAGUAUGGCCGUGUUUAUGUGCGCCGUGCACGCCCUGCUGUGAGCAAGUAAGUAUGACCUUACCUACUGGCGCCGGGAUGAUUAUGUUGGGUGCCACACUGCGGUAGCAAGGCCUUCCCAGGAUCAUGUUAGUGAAGAACGUCUACUAGUUGAAGUUGCAGUUGCUUUGCGUCAAAAGAACAAUGUAUACUUGUGGCGUGGAAAGCUAGGAAAUUGCUGUAAAUUGGAAACAGUUGUUGCUUGCACUGAAAUUUGUAUGUUAGUUUACUGAGAACACGUUUGUGGCAUGAAAAGCUGAGACGUUGGUGUAAA